GGUCCGCCGUCACUUGUGCGCACGGUGUUUUUCUCAACGGAGUUGAACCUCGAUUUCUACGCACAAACUCCACGCAGGAUAGCGAGCAAGGCACUCUGGGUAGAAGAAAGGCGACCAGUGCGUGUUGAAUUGAUCAAAAUGGGCACCAGAUUAUAUAUUGGCAGACUAUCUAACCACGCACGAGAAAAGGACGUUGAGCGUUUCUUCAGAAACUAUGGCAGAAUCCGAGAUGUUAUGUUGAAAAAUGGCUAUGGCUUCGUGGAAUUUGAAGAUUACAGAGAUGCUGAUGAUGCUGUAUACGAAUUAAAUGGCAAAGAAUUGUGUGGCGAAAGGUGUAUUGUAGAGCACGCUCGAGGACCAAGAGGGGAUUCCUUCAGAGAUCGGGAUCGUGGAUAUCCCCCACGUCGUAGGGGUGGUGGCGGUGGUGGCAGAGACAGUCGCUAUGGACCACCUACACAUACAGAGUACAGGUUGAUCAUUGAGAAUCUCUCAUCAAGGGUUAGCUGGCAGGACCUUAAGGACUACAUGCGUCAGGCGGGUGAAGUUACGUUUGCUGAUGCACACAAGAAGCACAAGAAUGAAGGAAUAGUGGAGUUUGCUACAUACUCAGACAUGAAGAAUGCUAUGGAGAAGCUAGACAACACUGAAAUCAAUGGAAGGAAGAUCCGUGUAGUGGAAGACAAACCCAAGAGACGUGGCCGUUCAUACUCCAAAAGUCGUAGCAGGAGCCGAAGCCGUUCCCGUUCCAGAUCCCGAAGAAGCCGAUCAAGGAGUCGCUCCAGAAGCAGAAGCCGCAGUCGAAGCAGGAGUCCCAGUCGUAGCAGAUCAAGGAGUAGGAGUGAAUCCCGUUCCAAGAAGGUUGACAAAGAUAAUCGUGAUUCUGCCAGCCCGAGCAAGGUCAGGUCUAGGUCCAGGUCCCGUUCCAGGUCCAAGUCCCCUGACAAGAGGGAUGCAUCACCAACCAGCAAUGGGGAUGACCGAAAGGAUGAUGACAAGGAUGACUGAUCUACACUGAGAACUUAAAUCUGCUAGUAUGAACUGUGAUCACGAUAGCGUGCAUGGAUUGUAAAUAAUCAGAGAAUUGUAUUUGACAAUUGUGCUGAUGGCUGUGCAUAUAUUUCAACAUCUAACCUUUUUUACCAGACAGAUCCAGGUGACAUCACUUGUUUGACUUGCAUUCAUAAUCAGCAGUUUUAAUUUGUCGUGUACAUGUGAAAAUGAACUGUUAUCAUGUAAAUAAUGUGUUGUCCUUCCCAAACUGUACAUGAAUACCAAAUGAAACUUGCGAAUUUUGCGAAUGCAUUUUUCACUUUUCUGCAAUUCACAUGGGACAGCUUAGCUGGUCAUUUUUGGAACUAUCAUCUUAUUUGUCACCCUAAUACAGAAUCACAUUUCAUAUUUGACCUAAUGCAGACACAUUGUGUUUCCUGAUUAUAAACAAUCCUGCCAUUUCCAACUUGUGAAUGUCUGCAUGCUACGGUUCAAUGGUUUUUGAGAUGUGGGAUGGAAAACAUCUUCCCAAAGUUUUUGAAGCACAGGAAGGUGAAGGGCAGUGCUACAGAUGAUAUGAUUGUGUUCACAUUAAAAUUGUCCAAGUCAUCAGUUUAUUAUUUGAGAAAAUUGUGUAAUUAUUGUGAAGUGUUUUAACAUAUGUCUCAUUUGGUCAUGCAUUUCAUCAUUUCACUUUUAUGUCAUCCAUUUUGUUGACUUAUUUUAUGUGUAGAUAUUAAACUAUGAUCUUGGAAAUA
Molecule: messenger RNA, 1748 nt
Organism: Haliotis rufescens (red abalone)
Lineage: Eukaryota; Metazoa; Mollusca; Gastropoda; Lepetellida; Haliotidae
Product: serine/arginine-rich splicing factor 6-like
Exons: 8
Coding region: 139-1005 (288 amino acids)
Biological process (GO): mRNA splice site recognition; alternative mRNA splicing, via spliceosome
Cellular component (GO): nucleus; cytoplasm; ribonucleoprotein complex
Molecular function (GO): mRNA binding
Source: RefSeq, a predicted model, not a curated record